AUGAGUAUUAAAUAACUAGCUACAAAUUUCGAUGUUCUAUAUCGAAGAGUCAGUGAUAGAAGCAAAGUGACAGAAAUCCUAUUGGGAUAAUUAUUUGAGCGCUCUGAAGCUGAAGAAAAGUAUCACAAAGCCCUUGAAAAAAUUAGUGGGUAAAUGCAAAACAGUGGAGGAGACAUUGAUGAUUUGUUGAAGGGAAUGAAAAUCAAUUUAAAUCAAAGAGCAUAAUAUUAUAAACAAUUUAAUUAAUCAUACAAGCAUGAUGUUGAACUAGCUAUCAAUGAUCUUAAAUAAAUCUAAUGUCAAUUUAAACCUUUAAUCCAGGAAGUCUUGAAAACAGAUAAGGACAUAAAAGUAGCUUUCGAUAAAUAUGACCGCUAGAAAGAUAAAACUUUUAGAGCUUCUAAGGAUUAUGAAGAAGCUGCCAUAACUUUGGAAGCAUAAUGCUGGAAUAAAGAAUGCAAUCCUGAGUCAAGAUCAAAGGCUUAAAUAAGGUUAAAUCAAUAAUUAGUUUAUAAAUAAGAAAAUGAGUCCGCUCUUAGACAUGCUGCCACUACCUAUAAUAAUUUCGUUUAAUCUUAUAACACUUUAUUAUAAAAUGGAAUCUAAUAAUUAAUAUCUUAUCAUAAUCAAAUCUUUUCAAUUAGCAAAGACAUUCUCAUGAAAAUCUUAGUCUAUGAAAUAUCAAAAACGAGAAAUCUCCAAUAUGAUAGUGAGCAAUUUUUCAAAGAAGCUGAAAAAUACUUGGAUCCUCAAGACGAUCCAAUAGCUCCUGGACCUUCAAGCUAAAUUGGAAUCACAAAAGAUAAUUAUCUCAAAGUAACUUCGUAAUAAAAUUCUUCUUUUUUAAAAACUAUUGCAGAUUAAAUAUCGUUAAGCCAUCGUUUAAAUGUUAACAGAGAAACUGUUUCAUUAUAAUAAUUGGAAGUUGAAGAUGAAUUUGAUUUAUUCUUAGCGAAUCAACAAUUUAUUGAUGAUUUAAAAGAAGUUUCCAUUAAUCUCAUCAACAAAGUUAGUAAGAAAAAUAAAUCUAAAAAUAAUGAAGAAAAAUAACUGGCUGGAGUUUAAGCUAUGGUGAAUAAAUAUAAAAAUUAAUAUGGAGAAUAAUAGUUAAUAAAGAUAUUUAGCUAUAUUAAGCAUAUUAUAUAAAGUACUUAAGAAUAACAGAUUAAAGGAUGGAAAAAUAUUCCUUAAAUCGAAAAUAAUGUUUUAGAAGAUGAACUAGAAUCUAAGUUCUUUAGAGAACUUGGCUGCAUUAUUUUAGAAUCAUUUAGAUAAGCAGGGCGUUCUCAAUUAAGCUAAUUUGGAUUCAAGAAUAUUAUUACCUUUACUCAAAAAUUAUUAGAAAUAUCAUAGAGGGAAGGAGAGUUGAUAUUGGUAAAAAGACUUAUUACUAUGAUUUCUACUAUCUAUACAAUAGAUGAUAAAGAAAAGAGAUUUUUCUUAUAAGAUAGCUUGAUUUCUAUGUCUAUAUGGAAAUAAAUUGAUUUAUGGGAAGGUGUUAUCUAUACCACAAUUGAAGCAGAAAUAGAUAAAUCUGCUACGAAAGAUUCUGCACAGUUUACAAAAGAAUAAAUAUUUAAAGAUAAAAAUGUGAUUUAUUCUAAUUUGUUAAGUCUGACUUUAAAUAUGGUUAAUUUUAAAAUUGAUAAGUAAGAAAUUAAGAAUGUUUUGAAUAAAUAUGCAAGAGCUUUCUAGCUUUUUGAAUUGUAAACUUAGGAGUUGUUAAAAUUUGCCGAAAAUGAUGGUAAAAUUGAACCAAAUUCUAAAGUAAACUCAUUAUCAAUUUUAUAAUCUUUGUACUACUAACCGCAAACUACUUCCACCAUCUAAGGACCAUUAGGUUAAAAAAAAGUAGUAAUUUUUGAUAAGAAAAAUCCUCUAUCAUCAAAUUUAACAGUUUAAAAGCCUGGAGGAAAUCAAGUGUAUUUCUCAUAAGAUACUCCUACGAGGGAAACAAUAUCACCAUAAAUUUCCCCUUAUUAAAAUAACUCAUCAUGGUAAUAGCAAUAGCAAUAACACUAAUAAGAACAAUUAUAAUAAUAAGAACAAUAAUAAUAACAAUAAUAAUAAUAAUAACAACCGUAAUAAUAAUAUACAACAAUUUAAACUUAAUCAUAAUAAUAAUCUAUAUUAUAAAAAGUAUUUACUCCAUAAAAUGCAAACAAUCAAUCGUUAACUAUUUUAUAGAAUUAAUAAAAUAUGACAAUACCUCAAUAAUAAGCUAAUUAAGUUCAAUAAAUUUAAGAAACCGAAUAAACAAAAAUCAGAUAUAGCUCUCAUCCAUUAGAAGUUCCAAGACCUAAUAAUUAAAAAAAAUAAGGUUGA
Messenger RNA from Paramecium tetraurelia, 2325 nucleotides. RefSeq lists its product as uncharacterized. The transcript has 5 exons. The record is from RefSeq and is a predicted model, not a curated record. NCBI's taxonomy places the organism in Eukaryota, Ciliophora, Oligohymenophorea, Peniculida, Parameciidae.